Trichoderma atroviride IMI 206040 is the source of this 2295-nucleotide messenger RNA. RefSeq lists its product as uncharacterized. The record is from RefSeq and is a predicted model, not a curated record. Gene Ontology annotation, biological process: COPII-coated vesicle budding; intracellular protein transport; endoplasmic reticulum to Golgi vesicle-mediated transport. Gene Ontology annotation, molecular function: GTPase activator activity; zinc ion binding. Gene Ontology annotation, cellular component: COPII vesicle coat; endoplasmic reticulum exit site. NCBI's taxonomy places the organism in Eukaryota, Fungi, Ascomycota, Sordariomycetes, Hypocreales, Hypocreaceae.
AUGGACUACGAAGCUGUCAAAGAACAAUGGAGCGAAGUGGAAGAUCGUGAUGGCGUUCGCCUCAGCUGGAAUGUCUUUCCAAGCUCCCGAAUGGAAGCUUCAAGGCUGGUUGUGCCGAUAGGCGCCUUAUUCACCCCAUUGAAAGAGAAGCCAGAUACGCCUCUGCUGCAGUUCGAGCCCGUCACAUGCAAGCAGCCUUGUCGCUCGGUCCUCAACCCAUUCUGUCAAGUGGAUGUUCGUGCUCGUGUAUGGAUCUGCCCAUUCUGCUUGUCAAGAAACCAGCUUCCGCCGCAUUACAAAGACAUCACCGCAAAUGCGAUCCCACCAGAAUUGCACCCUGCGAACACUACAAUCGAAUACAGGCUAUCAAGACCUGCGACUGCACCGCCUCUGUUCCUAUAUGUUGUUGAUUUAUGCCAGGAGGAAGAUAGUCUGGUAGCCCUGAAAGAGUCCCUCGUAAUGAGCCUCAGCCUGCUUCCAGAAAAUGCGCUAGUUGGGCUCAUUACGUAUGGUACAAUGGCUCAAGUCCACGAGAUUGGCUAUGAGGGCUGCGCCAAGUCCUAUGUCUUCCGUGGAAGUAAAGACUACUCUGCCAAGACUGUUCAGGAGAUGCUCGGCCUGACAUCGCAUGGACCAAGACCUGGAGUGCCACCACAGGCUGGCCGCCAGAUGAACGUUGGAUCCACGUCAAGAUUCCUGUUGCCGGUCCAGCAGGCUGAGUUCCAACUUACUAAAGUUCUGGAGUCUCUACAAAAAGAUCCCUGGCCCACCGCCAGCGACCGGAGAAGUUUACGCUGUACUGGUGUUGCUUUGAGUGUUGCCAUUGGCCUAAUGGAGUCAACGUUUCAAAACUCUGGUGGUCGUAUAAUGCUGUUCGCUGGCGGACCCGCAACCGAAGGGCCUGGUAUGGUUGUUGGUCCAGAACUAAGGGAGCCGAUUCGUUCUCAUCACGAUAUCGACCGCGACAACGCCAAGUAUUACAAGAAGGCACUGAAGUUUUACGAUAACUUGGCCAAGCGUACUGCUCACAAUGGCCACAUCAUAGAUAUAUUUGCAGGCUGUCUUGACCAAGUUGGUCUGCUUGAAAUGAAGGGGCUUUGUAACUCAACGGGCGGCCAUAUGAUUCUCACUGACAGUUUCACAUCUUCAAUGUUUAAACAGUCAUUUGUGCGCAUUUUUGAGAAAGAUGGCGACGAUAACCUCCUGAUGGGCUUCAACGCGGUCCUUGAAGUCCUGACAACUAAGGAGCUCAAGGUUACCGGGCUGAUUGGUCACGCAGUGUCCCUCAAUAAAAAAUCAGUGUCUGUUGGUGAGACGGAGUGUGGUAUGGGCAACACCUGCUCAUGGAAAAUGUGUGGCAUCGAUCCUAAUUCUAGCUAUGGUAUUUAUUUCGAAGUUGCAAACCAAGGGCCGACAACUCAUCAGCAGGCACCUCAAAAGGGAAUGAUGCAGUUUCUAACAUAUUACCAACACUCCUCGGGCCAAUUCCACCUUCGCGUGACGACUAUUGCUCGGAACUUGAGCGGCCCUGCUGGAGAUCCAGCCAUUGCGCAGUCCUUUGACCAAGAAGCAGCAGCUGUGCUGAUGUCACGGAUAGCUGUAUUCAAGGCUGAGGUUGAUGAUGGGCCGGAUGUACUCCGCUGGGUGGAUAGGAUGUUAAUCCGGCUUUGCUCAAGAUUUGCAGACUAUCGAAAGGAUGACCCGACUUCGUUCCGCUUGGAGAAGAACUUCACACUGUAUCCUCAAUUCAUGUUCCAUCUUCGCAGGAGCCAGUUCCUGCAAGUCUUCAACAACUCGCCUGAUGAGACUGCAUUUUACCGCCACGUGUUGAACCACGAAGACGUUAGCAAUUCCCUCGUCAUGAUCCAACCAACUCUGGACUCAUACACCUUUGAUCAGGACGGUGGUCAGCCUGUUCUGCUUGACUCUGCGUCCAUUCAGCCAACCCAUAUCCUUUUACUGGAUACCUUUUUCCACAUUCUCAUUUUUCAUGGUGAGACGAUUGCCGAGUGGAGAAAGGCUGGCUACCAGGAGCAGGAAGGCUAUGAGAAUUUUGCCGCUUUAUUAGAACAGCCAAAAGAAGACGCUAGGGAUCUUAUCACGGACCGGUUCCCCCUCCCCAGAUUCAUUAUUUGCGAUGCAGGUGGCUCUCAGGCGAGAUUCCUGCUGUCCAAACUAAAUCCAUCAACGACUCAUACGACAGGAGCAUACGGUGGCGUUGGUGCAACCUCUGCCCAAACCAUUUUCACUGAUGAUGUGUCUCUGCAGACAUUUAUGGACCAUUUGAUGAAGUAA